GCUUGAUAAAGUUGGCACGAGUGAGUUUGAGUUGCUGCACAGAAUGGGGAAAACGGCUUACAAGAGGCUGAAGGGAAGCCAGAGCUUCAGGCAACGCCUUCUUCUCUCUACUCUCUCCUCCACUCCCAUUCUCAUCGAGGACAUUCGCGCCGACGAGACAUGGCCCGGCCUCCGCAACCACGAAAUUUCUCUCCUCCGACUCUUCGAAACCGUCUGCGACGAUUGCCACGUCGAAAUCAACGAAACCGGUACCAAAUUAAAGUACAAACCGGGAACUAUUAUGGGUGGCAGACAACACAGUGCACACGAUUGCGGCGUCUCACGGUCCAUUGGUUACUUUCUGGAGCCACUCAUUGUGUUGUGUUUGUUUGCCAAGCAGCCCCUUACUAUCAGGCUCAAAGGAAUUACAAAUGAUUCUAAAGAUCCAUCUGUUGAUACCUUCAAGUCAACGACUUUACCUAUAUUGAAGCGCUUUGGAGUUCCAUCUGAAGGCUUGGAGAUUAAAGUAGAGAGUCGUGGAUUACCUCCCAAUGGUGGUGGUGAAGUUCUUUUGUCUGUUCCUGUUGUUCAGAGUCUAACGGCGGUUAGUUGGAUUGAUGAGGGUUUUGUGAGGAAAAUUAGGGGAACUUCUUUUUCAACAAGAGUGUCUGUUCAGUUUGAAUAUGGCAUGAUUAAAGCUGCCCGUGGAAUCAUCAAUCCGCUGGUUUCUGAUGUGCACAUUUUCUCUGAUCACAGAUCAGGUCCUGAGGCUGGAAACUCUCCUGGAUAUGGGAUUUCUCUGGUUGCGGAAACUACGUCUGGUUGUUUCAUUUCUGUAGACACUGCUGUUUCUCAAGUGAGGGAUGACGAUACUUCUGGCCUUGCAGAUGAUGCGAAACGAGACUUAAUGCCGCCAGAUGAUAUUGGUGUGGGGAUUGCUAGUGCUUUACUAGGGGAGAUAGCUCAAAGUGGAGUGGUAGAUUCAACACAUCAGGGUUUGUUAUUUCUUCUAUGUGCUCUAUGCCCUCAAGAUGUUUCCAAGGUUCGUGUAGGAAAACUUUCGCAGCAUGGAGUUGAAACUCUCAGAAACCUAAGGGAUUUUCUUGAUUUGAAGUUUAUUAUCAAACCAGAUCCAAACUCACAGUCGGUUUUUCUAAAGUGUAUUGGUUAUGGCAUGAAGAACCUUUCUCGAAAGGUAUCAUAAAGUGGGGUCAACAGUCUGAUAUAGUUCAAAAUACGAGUCUGACAGAAUUGUAAUUUUGAAGCAACUGCUACUUCAGCACCUGGAAAAGAACUCAAGCAGCUUCAAUAUAUAGUAUUAUGCCAAUGAUAAUGGCCUACCCCGCUCCCCCUACUCCCAAAUGAAUUACAGGUGAAGUUUGGUUUCAAUUGUAACCCAUUGCUAGCAAUAUAUAUAAUUAAGUGUUUUUCACAUGAUUUUACUUCCUUUUAGCAUUUUUCUGAUCCUGAACACCAAACACUUUUCCAUUUUGAAGUACUAUAAAAGAAAUCCUUGUGUAUACCAGAUCAUGCAGUUUAUAAUCUAUGAUUCUCCAAAAGC
Molecule: messenger RNA, 1540 nt
Organism: Glycine soja
Lineage: Eukaryota; Viridiplantae; Streptophyta; Magnoliopsida; Fabales; Fabaceae
Product: probable RNA 3'-terminal phosphate cyclase-like protein
Exons: 6
Coding region: 44-1183 (379 amino acids)
Biological process (GO): ribosome biogenesis; endonucleolytic cleavage of tricistronic rRNA transcript (SSU-rRNA, 5.8S rRNA, LSU-rRNA)
Cellular component (GO): nucleolus
Molecular function (GO): RNA endonuclease activity
Source: RefSeq, a predicted model, not a curated record